AUGAUUGCUCGCAUCCCUGGCGUCCCCCGACCCAUGGAAAAAGCUACUCCUAACAGUGAUUCCCCUUUUGCAGAUCCUAUUGCAUUGAUUGACGUGCCCAAGCGAUUCUGCGUCCCAUCCAUGAAGCUGUACGAUGGCACCACCGAUCCCAAUGAUCAUGUCGCACAAUACAAGCAGAGGAUGAUCACCAUCUCGAUCCCGAAGAAUAUGCGGGAAGCAUGCAUCAGUCGCAAAAUGGAAAAACAAGCUAGCGAUUUACAUAGGAUUGUGCAAAAAUCGGACGAGUCUCUUAAAGAAUUUGUGAACAGGUUUAACAGGGAAAAGGUGUCUAUUCCAAAUUGUGAUGCUCGGACGGCCAACGAAGCGUUCAGACGCGGCUUAGACGAAGAAUCAGACCUCUACAAGGAGCUGACCAAAUAUCCCUGUCCGACGUUCGAGGAUGCUCAAGCCAAAGCGCUGGCCCAAAUCAGGCUGGAGGAAAACAUGCAGUCCAUAAAGGCAUAUGCCAAUGCUGACAGCCGAAAGGCCGCAUCCAAUAAGCAGGUGUCGUGGCGUCAAAAGCCUUACGAGCGCCCGCAGCAGGUCCAUAGCGUCCGUCAUGCCGGGUCGGCCAGCGACUGGAAAAAUGAUGCUGGCCUCCCCCCCAAGCUAAUCGAAUAUGGUUUCAAUGUCACCAUGGGAGGUAUUAUUAAUACUUUACAUUCUUUAGGUUCUGUUGUUAAAUGGCCUUUCAGGAAUGAGAAACCGACGGCCCAUCACAACAAAUCCAAGGGGUGCGAGUUCCAUGGAGACCAUGGGCAUCAUACUGACGAAUGCGUCGCCUUGAGGCGAGAGGUGUCCCAUCUGCUGAAGCAAGGAUAUCUGAAGGACCUGUUGACAGAGAAAGGGAAGCAGACGGUGUCAAAGAAUGACGAUAGACGUCAACCUCCGUCGUCACCACCCCAUGUCAAGGUAAUUAACGUUAUUAACGGUGGUUCAGAUAUUUGUGGACUAACAUAUUCUACAGCUAAAUGA
This is a messenger RNA of Beta vulgaris subsp. vulgaris (sugar beet), 1014 nucleotides long. RefSeq lists its product as uncharacterized. Bases 1 to 1014 code for a protein of 337 amino acids. The transcript has 2 exons. Lineage: Eukaryota; Viridiplantae; Streptophyta; Magnoliopsida; Caryophyllales; Amaranthaceae. The record is from RefSeq and is a predicted model, not a curated record.